UUGCAGAUUUUGAUCCGUUGAUGAUAACGAAAUUCCAAUGGAUAAUUAUCAAUUUAGCAAUGAUAUCAUGUGUCUUUAUUUAUAUCAAUUUACGCUUAAGGCCUUUAUGUCUAACAAAUCUCAGUCAGCAACGAAAGGAUGAUGCAGAGGAUAGAAAGCAUGAAAAACUAUCAUAUACAUCAUCAAUAGUGAUUUAUAAUCGAAUCCCAAAAACUGGUUCAACAACGCUUACCAAUGCUGUAAUGUAUAAUUUAUGUUAUCGUAAUGGCUUCAGUGUGAUUCAUUUGAAUUUAACAAGAAAUCGUUAUCUGAUGAAUAUCGUCGAUCAACGGCGAUUUAUCGAUAAUAUCACGAAUUGGAAGGAGCGAAUGCCUGCUAUUUAUCAUGGUCAUGUUGCCUUCAUUAAUUUCAAUCGGUUUGGUCUUCCAAAUCCGGUGUAUAUAAAUUUAAUACGUGAACCUCUCGAACGGUUGAUAUCUUAUUAUUAUUUUCUUCGUUAUGGUGAUAAUUAUCGUACUGGGUUAAAAAGAAGUCGAGCAGGGAACAACGAGACAUUUGAUCAAUGUAUUGUGCGAAAAGGACGGGAUUGCGAUAUGAAGCAAAUGUGGCUGCAAAUUCCGUAUUUUUGUGGUACGCACCAUUUCUGCAGUGAAGUGGGAAAUAACCGUGCAUUAGAACAAGCUAAGACCAAUCUCAUAAACUAUUAUUUAUUGGUUGGUUUGAGUGAUAAAAUGCGAGAUUUUAUCGAAUUGUUGGAGUUAUUGUUGCCAACAUUCUUUCGUGGAGCAUUGAAGAAUUUCGACUCACUUGAUGAAAAACACGCAAAUUUGCGCCAUACAAACCGAAAAAUACCACCCAGUAAAGCAACAGUUGAAGCGAUUCGUAAGGAACGGGUAUAUAUUAUGGAGCGCGAAUUUUACGAUUUCGCUCAAAAACAGUUCAGUGAAAUGAGACGGAGAAUACUAGAUGGAACAGCAAAUGAAUUGCUUCCACCACAAUUUCAUUAUGAGAAAAUUAAACCGAUAUAAAGCGAUGGUGAUGAUUAGUUCAAUUAAAAGAUUACGAUAGUUUGUAGAUCGUAAUCUAUAGCGUUCAGCUUUGUCUCAAGUUCAACCAAAACCUAGAGAAAGCAAUGAUAUCGAAAUCGACGUGUUUCAAGUAUGGACACAUCUGUUGCUUUUACAAAUAGUGUUGUGAUUGAAGGUGUUAGAGUUGUGCAACAGAUUGUAAAUUAUGAAAUAUUCUUCAGUUAUGCAUGGUGUUAAAAAAGUGAGAAUAUUAUGUGAGAUCAGUUUAUAUGCAACGAUUACUCUCCAAUUUUGCAUAUCUCGGACAUGUUAUAGCAAAAACUGUAUGCUUUGCAAUGAUGAAAGCCUUUCUGCUAAAACUCCAUGAUACGAAUCAUUGAAAAAUCGACUCUAUCAUAUCAGAAAGUGCAUUCCCAACAGUGCCUACUUUUCUUCUAGUAUUGUUGACAGUUGCACCGCUAUUUCGAACUUCGAGGUCAAUCUUAAUGUUAUGUUACAUUUCAUUAGUACACGCACUUUCUUUAUAUGGUGUAUAUUAACAUUAUCCGAGCUGUCUUUUAAAUGAGAAUAAAAUUUCCA
Molecule: messenger RNA, 1607 nt
Organism: Loa loa (African eye worm)
Lineage: Eukaryota; Metazoa; Nematoda; Chromadorea; Rhabditida; Onchocercidae
Product: heparan sulfate 2-O-sulfotransferase
Exons: 7
Coding region: 21-1028 (335 amino acids)
Cellular component (GO): membrane
Molecular function (GO): heparan sulfate 2-sulfotransferase activity
Source: RefSeq, a predicted model, not a curated record